Molecule: messenger RNA, 1004 nt
Organism: Podarcis raffonei (Aeolian wall lizard)
Lineage: Eukaryota; Metazoa; Chordata; Lepidosauria; Squamata; Lacertidae
Gene: FBXL15
Product: F-box and leucine rich repeat protein 15
Exons: 4
Coding region: 58-957 (299 amino acids)
Molecular function (GO): protein binding
Source: RefSeq, a predicted model, not a curated record
ACGCGACGGUGGCUGCGGCUGUCUGUCUGACGGUGCAGCUGCCGGCAGCUCAGAAGGAUGGAGCCUCCGGGCGGAGCGCGGCACUCGGGGCCGGCGGGCGCCAGAAAGCAGUUAUUGGACCUGCCCUGGGAAGACAUCCUCUUCCCCCACGUUCUCUCAUAUCUCCCUCUGAGGCAACUCCUGAGCCUGCAGAGGGUCAGCAAGGCGUUUCAGUCUCUAAUUCAGCUUUACCUCACCAACAUGCGCUGCUUUGAUUCUAGGCAGGUGGGACCAAACAUUCCGAAAGCUGCAUUCUGCAUCCUGCUAAAAGACAACGAGGUGUUGCAACAGCUGGCACUACAGAACUGUUCCGAUUGGCUGUCUGACAAGGAGCUGCUUCCUGUGAUUGGCCAGAACCAUCAUUUGCAGCAAAUUGAGUUGAAUGGCUGCGUGCAGCUGAGUCGCCAUGCCCUGGUGGCCGUCUCUUUGAGCUGCCCCAAUUUGCGCCGGCUUUCUCUGGCUCAUUGCGAGUGGGUGGACAGCCUCUCCCUGCGGAGCCUGGCUGACCACUGCAAGGAGCUGGAGUCCCUGGACCUUACAGCCUGCCGGCAGCUGAAAGAUGAAGCCAUCUGUUACCUUGCACAGAGGUGUAACAGACUGAAGUCCCUCUCGCUGGCUGUCAAUGCGAAUGUGGGUGACGCGGCAGUGGAGGAGAUUGCCAAAGCCUGUCCCGAACUGGAGCACCUCGACCUCACAGGCUGCCUGCGGGUCAAGAACAACUCCAUUAGGACCUUGGCAGAGUACUGCCCCAAGCUGCGUGCUCUGAAGGUGAAGCACUGCCACGACGUGGUAGAAUCCAGCCUCAGCAUCCUUCGCAAUCGUGGUGUGGAGGUAGACGUGGAACCUCCACUACAGCGCGCCCUGGUUCUCUUGCAAGAUGUAGUGGGUUUUGCACCUUUUAUCAAUCUUCAGAUCUAAUGAAGGCAAGGCACUGUCCAGUGGUCCCUGGUGGCUGCCUGCAGGAA